This is a messenger RNA of Misgurnus anguillicaudatus (oriental weatherfish), 3069 nucleotides long. The record is from RefSeq and is a predicted model, not a curated record. Lineage: Eukaryota; Metazoa; Chordata; Actinopteri; Cypriniformes; Cobitidae.
UAUAUUUCCUCUUUGAUUCUGUCACAUGCCCUCGAUGAAAAGUUUCAGUUUGCUUUGUAGACUUCAAACUCUGGCAGCAAAGAUGUCAAAGGGAAAUCAAACAGAAAACGUGGUACGAAUUAGUCAUUCUCUCAAUGAGUCUGAGAAAGAUCAUGUGGGCAGCAGAAGAGAAUCAGUUCUUCAAUGUCUACUAAAGCAUGACAUACACUGUAAACUGGAGGAGGUACCCAAUAUUGCACUGUUGGGUUCAGGAGGUGGUGAGAGAGCUAUGAUCGGUUUAAUGGGUUCACUAGUCCAGCUGUAUAAAGAGGGUCUAUUGGACUGCAUGCUGUAUCUGGGCGGGGUCUCUGGAUCUACCUGGUGCAUGGCAUCUUUAUACAAAGAACCGGAUUGGUCCUGCAGGCUGGAGGAAGUGAAGAAUGACAUCAUACAGAGACUUACUGGUAAUGGAGUCAGUUUUAAGGACAAGCUGUCAACACUUAAAAAAUACUACAAGAAAGACAAUUUCAGUUUGACAGACGUCUGGGCAGCAUUAGUAAUAAGUGAGAUAGUAAAAGAGAUAGAUGAGCGUCCUCUUUCCCAUCAGAGGAGUCAACACGGCAAAGAUCCUUAUCCCAUCUACACUGUGAUCGAUAAGUGGAGCAAUCGUGCGAAAAUGGAAGCAGAUGUCUUUUUUGAGAUCACACCACAUGAAGUUGGCUACUCCAUCACCGGGGCCUUUGUAGAUUCCUCCUGUUUUGGAUGUCAGUUUGAUGAAGGGGUUAUGAUCAAGAACCAGCUGGAGAUGAAAAUGUUGUACCUUCAAGGUCUGUGUGGGAGUGUUUUUGCGGACCCUGAAAAAAUACUGAAGGAGCUCUUAAAAAUAAUAAAGAAGCUCUUUUGGCUGGAGUCAGAUGGGAUGUGUAACCAGGCAUCUUCAGGAAACCAAUCGGACAUCCACUCGCUCAGCCCUUCACAUGUAAAAGAAGUCUUCCAGAUGACUUCAACGCUUGUGGAACUGAAUCUUUCGGUCUUCAGAGAGGAGGACCCUUCAGCUCACAUUGAAAUCCUGCAUAAACUGCUAAGAGGAAAGCUGAACAAAGAGGAAACCAAGACAGAAAUUACCUUACAGAUUAUUUCAGAGGAAAUAGUUAAGAAGAGCAUUCCGGAACAAACUCUGUAUGCAUGUGAGCAGUAUUCAGACUGGCUGCAGAAACAUCUGAAUCAUAAAGGUGCAUGGAUGGUUGUUAUUAAAAGCAUUGAGUUAGUUACUCGUUGGAUCUGGGGCACAACAUAUAACUUUCUCUACAACAUGACAGCACAUGAGGUUUCUCCCCAAAUCCUAAAAGAGAAAACAAGACAUUAUGAGGAUGCUGGAAUCUUCAUCAACUCUCCCUAUUUCUCAGUGUUGAGGAAAGAGAGACAGAUUGAUCUGAUCAUCUCUCUUGAUUUUAGUGAUGAUGACGACCCAUUCGAGACAGUGGUUCAGACUGCUGAAACGUGCAAAAAACUACAUAUCCCAUUCCCUGAUGUUCAAGUAUCUGAUGAGGACAAACACUCUCCAAGAGACUUUUAUGUGUUUGAAAGCCCCAAUUCACCGACUGUGAUUCAUAUUCCUCUUUUCAACGUUAUUAAUUGUGCAGGAGAAUUUACAAAGUGGAAGAAAAGAUACAGAACCUUUCAGCUACCUUACAACCAUGAAAUGAUCCAUGAUCUGCUGGAGAAAGCUGAGAUAAACAUCAAAAAUAUCAAAGUAAACUUACUGAAAGAGAUUCAGAAAAUCAUUAAUAGGAAAUCGACCAAUCUAGGCUAAUGUUUGACUUGAAGGCAUCUCUAUGUGCACUCAAAAAUACUUUACUCACCACCAUGCCAUCCCAUGUGUAUUUGACCUUCUGACUUCAAAUGAACAUAUGUUAUAUUAAAUAAUAUCCUGGCUCUUUUUUGCUUUGCAAUGCUACUGAAUUGUGGAUGUUUUGUAGGUUUAAAAAGCAAAUACACUGUCAGAAAAAAGGUUUAAAACUGUACCUUUUUUGUCGCUGAGAUGGUCCCCUAAAGCAGGGGUUUUCAAACUGGGGGGGGGAGCGAGAUGGUGCCAGGGGGGCCCCAGUUUUAUGACAUUUUAUAAAAUACAUUAAUUUAUCAUGAAUUCUGUGUAAUUACCCUACUGAAAAACCCAGCAAAAACGAGCAUAAGCUGGUAGCUGGUUUUAGCUGGUUGUAGCUGGUUUAAGGUGGUUUAUGCUGGACCUCCCAGCCUGACAAAGCUGGUCAUGCUGGUGGGCCAGCUGGUAUUCCAGCAUGACCAGCAAAGUCCAGCUAGACCAGCUUAAAAUGUGACCAAAACACAGCUAGACCAGCUUGCUACACCAGCAAAACCAGCUUCCUACACCAGCAAAACCAGCUAAAACCAAGCUGGGGACCAGCUAAAACCAGCUCACCAGCUUAUGCUGGUCUUAGCUGGAUUUUUCAGUAGGGUAAACAUAAAAAAAUAAGGCUACUAACCAAAAAGCACUACUUUUUUGUAUAAUUUAAUAUGUGUUUUAGUAAAAUGUUGAGUUUAGAACAGUUUUUUGUCACAAAUUUUCUUUGGGGGGCCGCGAAGGAAUGCACCAUACACAAGGGGGGCCACACGCUGAAAAAGUUUGGGAACCACUGCCCUAAGGUACUGUUUUGUACCUUUACAGGUAUACUAAACAUAAUACAAUGUUGUACCUUUUGGGGUACAUUACUGUACCUUAAUGAUCUAUUGUGUACCUUUAAAGGUACCAUUCUGUUUUGUACCCCUAAAAUUUAGCUGGUACAAAAUUGUUCCUUAAGGUACACAAGGGUAUAAUAUUAUGUGAAUAUACAUUUCAAUGUGUUUUAUACCCAUAAAGGUACAAAAAAUGAUGACAGAAUUUUCAUUUUUGGGUGAACUAUCCCUUUAAACACCAUACAUUUUCAUUUUUCAUUUAAAAUUGUAAUACUGAUUUUUUUCUUCUAAAUUGUUGGAAAAAUAUUUAAAGAUUCAAUGAUUUGUAAUGUCAUACUCGAGCUGUCCAAUAGAGGGCAGCACAUAGUAAGAAAGAGUAAUAAAAACCAUAAAAAGCGA